AUGGGGAAACCUUCUUUCGACUUCCUUCCAACAAUAGUUUAUAUUUUAUUGCUGUUAAUUUCAGUUGCCUCAGUGAAUGCUAAGAAAGGGUUUAGUUUAAAGAUGAUUCACAGAGAUUCCAAAGAAUCGCCUUUAUAUCCAGGAAACCAUUUAACAAGAGAUGAAAGGCUUCAAAGGUUCGUAGAACAAUCCAAAGCUCAAGUACGUUACAUCGAGUCACAAAUGUUACUCCAGAAAAAUGCAACGCGCUCCAUGGAUCCUGAAGUUGCACGUUUGCCUGUAGUUUAUGAAUCAACAAUGUUUUAUGUUGCAGCGAUUGGUUUGGGUACGUUUCCUGGUAGACGACAAUCGUAUAUGAAUUACUAUUUGAUGAUUGAUUCAGGUAGUGAUCAGUCGUGGCUUCAAUGUGAAGGUGCCACUAAAGCUUUCAAUCAAAAUAAUCCACUUUAUCCUUGGAGGUCAUCAACUACAUAUCGUCCUGUACCUUGUAAUACACAUCCUUUUUGCAGAGGAGAUAAAUGCAAUGAUGAUGGCCAAUGCACAUACUUAACAAGAUAUGCGUCUGGAUCAAUUACAUCUGGUAUUGUUGCUGAAGAAAAAUUCACUCUAGGGUCUGAUACUAGUGGCAUUCAGAGUAUUGAACUACACAUAGGUUGUGGUUUUCGCCAAGAGAAUUUUGAAAAUGUUAUGGGCAAUAAUCAUUUGCAUGGAAAACCAGAUCUUAUUGCGGGAAUACUUGGUUUAGGAUUAGGACAAUGGUCUUUUCUGAACCAGUUAGGCGCUAUCGGCCAAGGUAAAUUUUCCCACUGCUUACAAACGUUUGACUGGAAUAUUGAGGGACCGAGUACGUAUUUAAGGUUCGGUGCAGACGCGAUAAUUGGAGGUGUAGGUCAACGAGUACAUAAAACACCCAUUGUUGUGCCUUGGUUUCAGACACCACUAUAUUAUUUAAAUUUAGAAGAUAUCAGUGUAGGUACCAAAAGAGUAAGAUUUCCAAGAGGUACUUUCAAGGUUAAUAUUAAGGGAGAAGGAGGUGCUAUCAUUGAUUCUGGUACUCCAUUGUCCAUGAUGUAUAAAGAUCAUUUUGACAAAAUUGCAGAUUUGGUGAAGGCACAUUUUAACAAACUCGGAAUUGAAUAUAUUGGAUCCGUACACCACUUUGAUGUUUGUUUCCGUAUACGGGGAAGAUUUGAUACUGCUAAUUAUCCUUCUAUAACACUUCAUUUUCAACAGGCAGAUUAUGUUAUUUCAGAUUAUAAAGCUAAUUUCUUAAUGGUAACCGCUGAUGGAAUUGUUUGUUUAGCUUUUUUUCGAGGGAAUAGUACUGGACUUGGUAUGCCCCAUUUUAUUUUAGGAGCAAUGCAACAAACCAAUAAACGGAUUUUGUAUGAUGUUAUGGAUCGUUCACUCUCAUUUGUUACAGAGUAUUGCGAACAAGGUUCAUGA
This is a messenger RNA of Papaver somniferum (opium poppy), 1446 nucleotides long. Its product is annotated as aspartic proteinase CDR1-like. Lineage: Eukaryota; Viridiplantae; Streptophyta; Magnoliopsida; Ranunculales; Papaveraceae. The coding region runs from base 1 to 1446 and encodes 481 amino acids. The record is from RefSeq and is a predicted model, not a curated record. Gene Ontology annotation, cellular component: extracellular region. The transcript has a single exon.